This is a messenger RNA of Miscanthus lutarioriparius, 1023 nucleotides long. NCBI's taxonomy places the organism in Eukaryota, Viridiplantae, Streptophyta, Magnoliopsida, Poales, Poaceae. The record is from the annotation of a GenBank genome assembly.
AUGGCGCCUCUCCUCGCGCUGCUCUUCAUGUCCGCCAUUCUUGAGGCUGCAGGAGCGGGCAAUGACAGCUCGUCGCAGAGCGUGUUCAGCCUCGACCGCUACGGCGCCCGUGGCGACGGGAGGCACGACGACACGCAUGCGCUAGAAAUGUCGUGGAAGGCGGCGUGGGCCUCACCACGCCCGGCCGUCGUGCUCGUCCCCAACGGCAGGCGCUACCUGCUCAAGCUCGUCACCCUCCGUGGCCCGUGCAAGUCCAGCGUCACGCUCACGGUGAAGGGCACGCUGGUGGCGUCGCCGGACAGGGUGGACUGGAGCGACAAGGACAGAAGGCACUGGAUCGUGUUCCGAAGGGUCAACAAGCUCACCGUCAAUGGCGGUGGCACCAUCGACGGCAACUGCCAGAAAUGGUGGCCACACUCCUGCAAGAUCAACAAGACUGCCUUGCAAGGAAGCUCCAACGGCUUUGUCAUUCCACUACUGCACCAAUCUGAGAGUGGACAAUCUGAAAAUUCGCCUGCCACGAGCCCUAAUACUGACGGCAUCCACAUCACUCGGAGCAAUGAUGUACGGGUCACAAACUGCAAGAUCAAGACCGGGGACGACUGCAUGUCGAUCGAGAACGGGACUCAUAACCUUCAUGUCUCUAAAGUUGUUUGUGGUCCGGGGCACGGGAUUAGCAUUGGGAGCUUAGGAGACGACUACUCGAGAGCCGAAGUCUCCGGCAUCACCAUAGAUUCAGUGCAACUUCACGGUGCGACCAACGGAGCACGCAUCAAGACGUACCAGGGAGGAAGUGGGUACGCCAAGGACAUCACGUUCCAAAACAUGGCCAUGUACGGUGUCAAGAACCCAAUAAUCAUCGACCAGCACUACUGUGACAAGGCUAAGCCAUGCGUUGAACAAAGAUCAGCAGUGCAGGUUAGCAAUGUUGUCUUCAAGAACAUUAGAGGGACAACCAUCACCAAGCAUGCCAUCAAGAUGAACUGCAGCAAGAAUGUGUCCCAUGCCAUGGCAUUACCUUAA